Molecule: messenger RNA, 2458 nt
Organism: Moesziomyces antarcticus
Lineage: Eukaryota; Fungi; Basidiomycota; Ustilaginomycetes; Ustilaginales; Ustilaginaceae
Product: intracellular transporter
Exons: 1
Cellular component (GO): endosome
Molecular function (GO): protein binding
Source: RefSeq, a predicted model, not a curated record
AUGCCCAAGAACGUGCUGUCCAUACCGUCUAAGCGCACGCCUUCCAUCACGGCGCCGCUCACCGCCGCGAUCCGUAACUACAUCGCCAACAAUUACACCGACACCCAUCCGGACGCCUUUACCAACGACAUCCGCGACUUUGCACGUCUCCGCGACCAGAUCAGCUCAGCCGAUCUGCAUGUCUCGGCCAUCGAUACACUGCUUCAGUAUCACGCCCAGCUUGUCUUCUUUGCCACCAAGUUCCCGUCCAACAUCAACAUCUCGUUCCCCUGGUCGCUCUCCUUCCCGCCGUCGCUUCCAUCAUGGACCUCCACCGUCUCUGGCGCCAUGGAGGCAACCACCUCCGCCGAGGCUGGACCAGCUUCCGGAAUUGCAUACACAACCAGUGAUACUGUAGCGCAUCCCGAUCUCGCCUUCGAAAGGGCGAAUCUGCUCCUCGCGCUCGCGGCUCUGUACUCGGCCCUCGGCAGCGCUGAAUCCAGAUCGGAAAAGGAGAGCAUCAAGCGCGCCACUGCCUGGUUCCAAAAUGCCGCAGGCGUGCUCCAGUACAUCAUCGACAAUCUCGUCGAGCCUACCGCCCAUCUCACGCCUCCCUCUGCCGAUCUGCAUCCCCGUUUGCUCAGCUGCCUCAAGGAUCUCAUGCUGGCGCAGGCGCAGGAAUGCUUCUGGCAGAAGGCGGUCGUCGACCGGCUCAAAGAUGCGACCAUCGCCAAGCUUGCAGAGAAAGUCGCAGACUUCUACGCAUCCGCUUUGCAGGCCGUGUCCGACUCCACUGCCCAAGAUGCGAGCCACAAGAAUGCAUACACCGACACUGGCAAGCUCACGCUGCCGUCCGGAUGGGAGAAUCACCUGGCUGUCAAGCGCUGGCAUUUUGCAGCAGCUGCGCAGUAUCGCAAGGCCUGCGACGACCUCGGCGCAAAUUGCUACGGCGACGAGCUCGGUCGUCUUCAUCUCGCAGAACAACACGUCAAGAAGGCGCUCGACUCGGCCAAGCGCGGUGUCAGCGACGCCAUCACCAGCGACCUCAAGAGCUUGCAAGGCAUCCUUCAAUCCAACAUCGCACGCGCCUCGCGCGACAACGACCUUAUCUAUCUCGAGGCCGUCACGCCUGCGUCUCAGCUCGCGCCCAUCCAAGCAGCCGCCAUGGUCAAGCCCGUCACGCCCGUCGAGCUGGCGCAACCCAUCGCCCACCUGCGCGAUGCACCUCCACCAGCCUUUGGCAAGCCACUCUUCGCAGAGCUAGUGCCGUACGGCGUCCAUCUCGCCAUCAGCAUCUACGACGAUCGCAAGGACUCGCUGUUGAGAGAUGAGCUCGCCUCGCGCAGAGACGAGUUGGAUGCUUUGGCAACCAGCACGUUGCAAAGUCUCAACUUGCCGGGUUCACUGCAAGCGCUCGAACAGCCUAUGGGAUUGCCACCUUCGCUUCUCCGAAAGCACGAAGAGGUGGUGUCGCAGGGCGGUCUGGAGCGGCUCCAGCGCAUCGCCCACGACGUCGAACGUAUUGCUGCGACCGAUCGAGACACGCUCGCCGAAGCGCUUGCACUCAUCGAGCACGAGGAGCGCGAAGACGAAUCGGUCCGAGCUUCGUUCUCAUCUCAGGGCUGGGCGAGGCCACCUAGCAGCCAAGUCAACACCGAGCUCAAGAGUCAGGCUGCAGAGUACCACGAGACGCUGAUCAAGGCUGCGGCGUCGGACGACAUUGUGAGGCGAAAGCUCGACGACUGGGAGGACCUUAUCGGUGUGCUCAGCGGCAAUGUCGAUGGACUUGAGGCGUUUGUGCCUUCAUCCAACCCCAUGGCUCUGUCCGGUGGGGCCGGAGGUGGGCGUGCGUCCGAGCAGCAGGUGCAGGCGGUGCGUGCGCUGCGCGAGAGGCUCGAGCAUCUGGACGACCUGCUCGACUCGCGCUCCGCAUGUGUGACGGAAGCAAAGACGCUUGCGGCUGCCGACGACAUCCGACCCAUGGUGAUGCGCGACGCCGCGACGCUCUCGACCAGCUCUCCCGCCAGCGGAGGCGAAAUCGCGGCGGCCGACUUCGAAGAGCUCUUUGACCGCGAGCUGGCCAAGUACACGCAUUUCAAAGAGGACCUCGAUGCCUCUGAAAAGGCCCAGGUCGAGCUGUUGGAGCAGAUCAAGGAACGUAACGCGGCGUUUGUCGAGGCGCGCAGGAGCGAUGCAACCAUCCAGCGCCGCGAAAAGGCGCUGCAGAACCUCGAUGCGGCUUACAUCAAGUACCGCGAACUCUCCAGCAACUUGAUCGAGGGUCUCGAGUUCUACAAUGGGCUCGCCAAGAUCCUCAGCGCGUACAGAGAUAGCGUCAAGGAGUGGGCGAGGACGAGGCAGGUGGAUCUGCACUGGCUGAUUCACCAAAUGGGGCGUUCCAGCAUUCAAGACCAUCAGGCCCCACAGCAGCAGCAGCAGCAGCAGCAGCAGCAGCAGCAGCAGCAGCAGCAGCAGCAGC